This is a messenger RNA of Rhagoletis pomonella (apple maggot), 1143 nucleotides long. Its product is annotated as retinol dehydrogenase 12-like. NCBI's taxonomy places the organism in Eukaryota, Metazoa, Arthropoda, Insecta, Diptera, Tephritidae. The transcript has a single exon. Bases 68 to 1123 code for a protein of 351 amino acids. The record is from RefSeq and is a predicted model, not a curated record.
CUGAGUUGAGCUGUAGCGCUGCGGUCAUUCGUGAAAAAGUAAAAGAAAUAGUUAGCUAAAUAUCAUCAUGGCCGAGGACCUAAUGCUAAGUUCGUCUUCAAAGCACAAGUCUAAAACGCUGUGCUUUUACGGCGCCUGGGCCUGGAUCGUAGACAUUUUUCUCACCGUUUUCCUCAUCGUUUUCACACUCUACAUUCUGCGCAAAAUCAUACAAGGUCCAUUCUACCGCAAGCGUAAUCGCAUCGAUGAAAAAGUCGUCAUUAUCACUGGCUGCAGCGCGGGCAUUGGCAAGGAGAUCGCCCUGGAGCUGGCGCGGCGCGGUGCACGCAUUUACAUGGCUUGCCGCGAUGCUGCGCGCUGUGAGGCCACGCGCCUCGAGAUCAUAGAUGACACGGGCAACCAGCAAGUCUACAACCGCACACUCGACCUCGGUUCGCUGGAGUCCGUGCGUCAAUUCGCUGCACGUUUUGUUGCGGAGGAGCAGCGUCUGGAUAUUUUGGUAAAUAAUGCCGAUGUUAUGACUACUCAACGUACCCUCACAGCCGACGGUUUUGAGUACCAAUUCGGUGUAAACCAUUUGGGGCAUUUUCUACUAACCAGUCUACUGCUGGAGCGGCUGAAGGUAGCCGCACCGAGCCGCGUAGUCGUAAUGAGCUCCUUCAUGCAUCUCUUUGGGCGUAUAAACAAGGACGAUCUGAACAGUGAGCUGCGCAAAACGAAAAUUUUCGGCUCUUACGCAAACAGUAAAUUGGCAAAUAUACUCUUUGCGCGCAAGCUGGCUAAAUUGCUGGAUGGUACGAGCGUAACGGUAAAUAGCUGUAACCCUGGAAUCGUGCGUACCGAGGCGAUGUUUCGCAAGCAAAAUCCGCGUUGGCUGUGGUUCAUUGUCGACAAACUUUUCGGGCUGGUGGCUCGUACUCCGCUAGCAGGUGCACAGACUGCGCUGCGCCUGGCAUUGGAUCCCGACUUGGAACGAUCGACAGGGGGCUACUACUCCUACUACAUACGCUGGCAGCUGCCACCGUGGGCCACGAACAAAAAGAUGACCGAUUGGCUGUGGCGCGAAAGUGAGAAACUGGUCGGAAUAAGCAGCGGCGAACGAAUUCAAACGAUCGAUGUGUAAUGAAUAGUGUAUUGCGGAUG